Ceratina calcarata is the source of this 4018-nucleotide messenger RNA. RefSeq names its product superkiller complex helicase subunit twister (gene tst). The coding region runs from base 61 to 3747 and encodes 1228 amino acids. NCBI's taxonomy places the organism in Eukaryota, Metazoa, Arthropoda, Insecta, Hymenoptera, Apidae. The record is from RefSeq and is a predicted model, not a curated record. Gene Ontology annotation, molecular function: ATP binding; RNA helicase activity; RNA binding. The transcript is spliced from 11 exons. Gene Ontology annotation, biological process: nuclear-transcribed mRNA catabolic process, 3'-5' exonucleolytic nonsense-mediated decay. Gene Ontology annotation, cellular component: Ski complex.
CUGCCCUACUGUUGUGAGAAAAUUGAAAAGAAGAUUGUAUGAACCCUGAACAACAAAAGAAUGGAUCUAAACAACGAUAUUGAGCAGGAGGUAAAAUUUGAUUUGCCACCUAUUUGGCCUGACAUUAGAACUGAAUUGAAGGAGUAUAUAGAAUGUCUGGAUAAUCUUCCAAUAUAUCACUUGGAUAAUGCUCAGUGUUAUUGGUCGAGGAAGACUGAUAUUUUGUCUCUCUUAGACUGUGACUUAGCACCGCUUGGUACUACAUUAAAAUUUGAUCGUGAUCCUGUUACUGGACAGCUUGGAAAAAUGCACGAGGUGCUGGUAAGGUCAGCAGGCGAGAAUUCACGAAAUUCAAUGUCCAUGACUCGUGCACCAGGCCCACCUACUGAUAUCAGAGGAGACAGCAGCAAUAUUCCAUUCUGGCCCGGUGGUUUUGACGAACCUGAAAUGAUAGUGGACCCUUCGAUGGAAGAGAUCGAUUUUGAGAAUAAUUUAAGAACUUUGGCGAAGGGCUUCAGUGCUGGCGUAGAGUUUAAAAGCGAUAAUUACACUCCAAAAGGAGAGACCGUGCAAGAGCAUCAAGCAUCUGACUCAGAAAAGGACGAAAUUUCAACUAUAGCUGAGAAGAUCAAUUUGAUGUCUAUCGUGAACGAAGAACGAAGUGAAUUCGACUUUUGGGAACCGGAAGCUAGAGAAACAAAGGGAGAGGCGACUACUGAAUCGUCUAUUGUUGAACAGUCAUCGUUCGACGAGAUUUCCUCGUUGCUAGAGGAUGUGGACAUUCCUAUACUAAACAUUUCUCAGAAACGUGUAGAGACUGCCAAGUCUGAAUGGGCGGAGCAAUUAGAUGUAUCCGUACCUAUAACCGAUUUUGAAAAACGGAUUCCCACGCUUGCUAUGAGUUUUCCAUACGAAUUGGAUACUUUCCAGAAACAGGCGAUCCUCAAGUUAGAGGAAGGCAGUAACGUUUUCGUUGCCGCUCAUACGUCCGCUGGAAAGACAACGGUAGCCGAAUACGCGAUCGCGUUAAGUCAGAAACACAUGACGAGAGUCAUUUAUACGUCUCCCAUAAAAGCACUUUCAAAUCAAAAGUACCGCGAAUUUAAAAGAAAAUUCGAAAGUGUUGGACUAUUAACCGGAGAUCUGCAAAUUAACUCAAACGCUUCGUGUCUCAUCAUGACCACAGAAAUUUUACAGUCCAUGUUAUAUUGCGCGUCAGAAGUUCUAAGGGAUUUAGAAUUCGUAAUAUUUGAUGAAGUGCAUUAUAUAAAUAACGACGAGCGCGGUCACGUUUGGGAGGAAAGUGUAAUCUUACUACCGCAAACAGUUACAAUAGUAAUGCUGUCCGCGACUGUGCCAAAUCCUUUGAUAUUUGCCGAUUGGGUAGGUCGUACGAAGAAAAAAAAGAUGUAUGUGAUAAGUACGGUAAAACGACCUGUACCGCUCCAGCAUUACUUAUACACUGGAACCAACGGGAAGACCAAGGACGAAAAAUUCUUGGUGUUAGACGAAAACAAUGAAUUCUUAUUAAACGGUUGGUACAAAGCAACGAACGCGAAGGAUCCGAAAAAGGACCCAGUCAGCAAGAACGUUAAGGACGUUAAAAAGAAACCGAUGCAAACACAAAUGACUCCGAAGCAGGAACAAGUACUAUGGAACGCGUUCAUAAGUCAUCUGAAAUCCAACUCUAUGUUGCCCGUCGUCGUUUUCAUGUUAUCACGAAAACGAUGCGACAUGAGCGCGGUACUGUUGAGGAACAUCGAUCUCACGACAGAGACUGAGAAGCAUACUAUCAGGGUGUUCUUUCAAAAUAAUAUUCGGCAUUUAAAAGGCACCGAUAGACAGUUACCGCAGGUUCUUAUGAUGCAGGAGUUACUACAGAGUGGAAUCGGUAUCCACCACAGUGGUAUACUGCCUAUCUUGAAAGAGAUAGUCGAAAUGCUUUUUCAAAACGGCGUCGUUAAGUUACUGUUCGCGACCGAAACGUUCGCAAUGGGUGUAAACAUGCCGGCGCAUACCGUUGUCUUUGAUUCAAUUAAAAAAUUCGACGGUACGAAUUUCCGGAUACUUCAUCCCACCGAAUACAUACAAAUGGCUGGUCGUGCUGGCCGCAGGGGUCACGACACAGCAGGGAUGGUUGUGGUAAUGUGUCGAACGGCCGUUCCGCAUUUUAACGAGCUGAAAAAUAUGAUGUGCGGGCAAGCGCAGAAUUUGGAAUCGAAAUUCAAAGUAACUUAUUCGAUGGUUUUAAAUUUAAGAAGGCUAAACGAAUCGGUAACGGUUGAAGCGAUGAUGCGGAGAUCAUUUAAAGAAUCGCCGGUGGCUAUAAAACAGAAUAGCUAUAAGACAGAAUUGCAAAAGGUGGAGAACGAAUUGUUAAAACUACCGCCUUUGACUGACGUACAAAAACAGUUAGCCGAGUUUUAUCGGGUAGCCGUUGACUAUUUAGAAUACUUGAAAUAUUUGAAGCCGUACUUUUACGAGACGCAGAAGAAGGCAGUGAAGUGCCUAGUGCCAGGCAGAGUUCUGCUGAUAUCGUACGAAAAUCAUUACAAUAAAUUAGCCCUGUUAUUAAGCACCGUCCAAUUGAAAGGCAGUCAGCAAUAUAGAGUGUUAAUUCUCAAAGAUACAGAGCCACCAAAAUCUACCAAAGAAGGAGAAGCACCAUCGGAAGAAAAAGAUCAGAUUAAGAAACCGGAAAAAUGGUACGAUAUCAUAGCUUUGACAAAGACAGGAAUAUUCGUACCAACCGGAGUACCAACAGGCGAAGUAUUAACUAUAGCAGCUUGGAAUAUAUUAGAAAUAACAAAUUGGCAGAUUAAGAUAGAUUACCAGUUGGUUUUGGGCAAUUGGGAAAAGAGACAAAUAGCAAGAUUUAAAGAUGAGCCACCUAGUUCAACUUACGAGUCAGCUAUGUUAGAAUUACUGAUGGUAUCUCUUAAUGCUUCUCGCGACGAGUCCAUCCUGCAACCGUAUACGGAGAUGAAAAUGAAUUACGACGUCGACAUGAAAGUGAAAACUUUGCUCGACUUGAAAAAAGCUGUGUACGCUAUGACAUGUUCGAAGAUGUUAAACUUCGAAGAACAAUUCGAGGUCGUCUUUGAACGAAGCGAAUUGGAAAGUAAGAAGAAUAAACUUCAAUUGAAACUUAGCGAUGAGGGACUGAGCUUAUAUCCUGAAUACACGAAUGCCGUCGCACUUCUCAGAGAUUUAGGAUACAUAGACAAUGAUGAAAGAGUUGCAUUGAAAGGCCGAGUCGCUCUACAAAUGGGAAGUAACGAACUUCUAAUUACAGAGCUUAUUCUUAAGAAUGUAUUGACUGUUUUGCAACCAGCUGAAAUAGCAGCGUUACUCUCGGCCGUAAUAUUUCGACAACGGACCAACGUCGAGCCAAACUUAACAGCGGAAUUGAAAAGGAGUUGUGAAGAAAUAAAGCAGAUCCAUGGCGAGUUAGAAGCUUUAGAACAACAUUAUCAGUUGGCAACGUUACAGUCGCUUAACUUCGGUCUAGUGGAAGUAGUUUACGAUUGGGCGCAGGCGAAAUCGUUUGCUGAAAUUAUGGAGAAAACGGAUGUGCAAGAAGGAAUCAUAGUACGGUGUAUACAGCAGUUGAGCGAAACUUUACGGGAUGUUAAAAAUGCAGCUGUCACCAUAGGAGACCCCGUUUUAAAAGAAAAAAUGGAAGAAGCUUCUACUGCCAUUAAAAGGGAUAUUGUUUUCGCAGCGUCUCUCUAUACACAAAGUUAAUUUAACAAAACCUAUGUACAUAUAAUUUUUUCUAUACAUGGAAACGUUCGGAAUAUUUUUGAUUUCGAUGAAAUGAGAAAUAUAUAUAUAUUUUUAUAACUUAUACAUCAUUAAUGAAGCGUAUUAUGUUUAAAAACUGUACAAGUUACUCCUUCGUCACAAGCGUAAAAAAUGCAGGAAUUUAGUUUGAUUUGGCAAAUCAUAUUUCUUCAUGUAAAGAUGUAUAAUAAAAGUACAAAACAAACGGAAUAAAGUUGUUAUUAAUAUUGAA